Molecule: messenger RNA, 363 nt
Organism: Rotaria sp. Silwood2
Lineage: Eukaryota; Metazoa; Rotifera; Eurotatoria; Philodinida; Philodinidae
Source: the annotation of a GenBank genome assembly
AUGCAAGCUAUGACUAACAACAAAGUUGUUAUUAAUGAAACAGGAAAACCAAUAUCAUCUAAAACAAAAGUGUCUACAGUAACAGAUGAUGUUAAUACUGAAUCAUAUCAUACAUCAGAAGUUAUUCGAAUGAUGAAUCAACCAACAAGCGUUCGAUGUAUCAAUACACCCAAUGGUUCAACAGCUGGUGAUACAUCAACAUCAUCUGCUUUAAAUCUCGAUCGAGGACGAGGUGAACUUGAUAAUGAUAUUCGAAAGUUAUUGAGCAAUAUUCGUGAACGACGAGCACAACUUGUUCAUGAAAAUUCACAAGCAGCACCCUUCACAUUAACAUCAAUUAAUACUCCUGCUGCUAUUUCUUGA